AUGGCUGGGAAACCGGGAAGCAGGACAGUGGUCUUUUUCCACCCAGACUUGGGUAUUGGCGGCGCAGAACGACUGGUCGUGGAUGCCGCGGUCGGCCUUCAGAAUCGAGGCCACCGGGUGGUCAUCUUCACCAGCCAUUGCGAUCCCCAACAUUGCUUCGAAGAGGCCCGUGAUGCUUUCUUAGGAACUCUUGAUGUCCGAGUCCGUGGCAACACCUUGGUUCCUCCGUCGAUCCUGUCGCGAUUCUUCAUCCUUUGCGCCAUCCUCCGACAACUACACCUCAUUCUACAGGUAUACUUCACCUCCGAACUUGCAGCCCUGCAGCCGACAUCCUUCUUCGUCGACCAGCUGUCUGCUGGAUUGCCGCUCCUUCGAUUCCUCUACCCAAAAGUCGGCAUCUUCUUCUACUGCCACUUCCCGGACCUGUUGCUGGUGCAAGGACGGGCUAAAUGGUGGAAAGGGGCCUACCGUGUCCCAUUUGAUGCGCUGGAGCGAUGGAGCAUGAGUUUUGCGGACACAAUCGCUGUGAACUCCAAGUUCACAAAGGGCGUGGUGAGCAAUACGUGGCCGAGCUUGGCGAGGCAGCAAGAAUUGCAGGUUGUCUAUCCAUGCAUUGAUACGAAGCCCAAGAAAGAUGACAACGCUCCUGCCGGCGACUUGGUCUGGAACGACAGCAAUAUCAUCCUUAGCAUAAAUCGCUUCGAGAGGAAGAAGGACGUUGCGCUGGCGAUCAGGGCGUUUGCGGGGCUACCGAAGGAGAAGAGAGUGGGCGUCAAGCUUGUCGUUGCCGGUGGCUACGACAAUAGAGUUGGCGAGAAUGUCCGCUAUCACAAAGAGCUCGUCUCCCUCGCCGAUGGUCUUGGGCUGAGCCAUGCCACGACCAAAACCAUAGUCACGGCGCUCAACGUGCCCGAGCAAGUCGAAGUCCUCUUCCUGCUCUCGGUUCCUGGCACCCUCAAGAACAUGCUGCUGCAGUCCGCUCGCCUGCUCGUCUAUACGCCGGCCAACGAGCAUUUUGGCAUUGUGCCUCUAGAGGCCAUGCUCUCCGGAGUUCCGGUACUCGCCUGCAACACGGGUGGUCCCACCGAGACAGUCGUGGAGGGCGUGACUGGCUGGCUCAGGUCUCCGGAGGAGGUUGGACAGUGGACCGACGUGAUGGACAUGGUGCUCAACAACAUGACGGCGAAGGAGAGGGCUAAGAUGGGCAAGGCAGGGCCAGAGAGGGUGAGGGCCAACUUUGGCGAUGUCCAGAUGGCCGAACGGAUCGACCUCCUUCUGGACAAGAUCGAGGAAGUGAGCGCAAAGAGGUCUUCUAUCAAGGGCGUGGUCACCUUGUGCAUGGUGGGCGUCUUGGUCGCGCUGGGAGGCUUGAUCAUGAGAAUGGUUGGGAAGUGGUAG
Messenger RNA from Thyridium curvatum, 1398 nucleotides. RefSeq lists its product as uncharacterized. Gene Ontology annotation, molecular function: GDP-Man:Man(1)GlcNAc(2)-PP-Dol alpha-1,3-mannosyltransferase activity; alpha-1,3-mannosyltransferase activity. The transcript is spliced from 3 exons. The record is from RefSeq and is a predicted model, not a curated record. Bases 1 to 1398 code for a protein of 465 amino acids. Lineage: Eukaryota; Fungi; Ascomycota; Sordariomycetes; Thyridiales; Thyridiaceae.